AUGUCUGCAAAAAUUACAUCUACUCCUUCACAAAUUAAAUUCAACUGUCCUGACGAAAAAUCAUUCCGUACCAUCCAAAAGUUCCUGGAUGCAAACCAGGAGACCAUAGAGUACUUCUCUUUUCCUGAACAAGAAGAAAGAUCCCUGAAAAUGGUCAUCAAAGGAAUCCCCCUUGAGGUAACCGACACUGAGCUAUCAGACGAAAAUUGA
Macrosiphum euphorbiae (potato aphid) is the source of this 210-nucleotide messenger RNA. NCBI's taxonomy places the organism in Eukaryota, Metazoa, Arthropoda, Insecta, Hemiptera, Aphididae. The record is from the annotation of a GenBank genome assembly.